Molecule: messenger RNA, 885 nt
Organism: Eimeria acervulina
Lineage: Eukaryota; Apicomplexa; Conoidasida; Eucoccidiorida; Eimeriidae
Product: mitochondrial carrier domain-containing protein, putative
Exons: 7
Coding region: 1-885 (294 amino acids)
Biological process (GO): folate import into mitochondrion; nucleotide transport
Molecular function (GO): FAD transmembrane transporter activity; folic acid transmembrane transporter activity
Source: RefSeq, a predicted model, not a curated record
AUGCUUUUGCUUUCCUCUGCAGUUGCUGCCGUCAGUGGUGGAGCCAUUCCGCGCUACGGUUCGACUCGUUCGGCAAUAAUUCGAAUUUACAAACAAGAGGGCCUUAAGGGGCUCUGGAAAGGAGUGGGAGUAACAGCCGCAGCCUCUUCAACCUCAUGGGCUUGUUUCAGAUACGUAUUCGAUAGACUUGGUUCCAGUGUCCCCGGUUGGCGAGUAUCUCUGUGCGGAACAUCAAGUAAAACACAUGGAGUGACGCAACGGACAUCUUUCGACGAUGUGGUGUGCGCACACUUCAGCGCCAGUGGCCUCGUCGCCGGCCUUCUCGUCACCUGCCUGACCCAUCCAUUAUGGCUCGCCAAAGCGCGAAUGGAAAUGCAAGCAAAGGAAGCGGAGAUUUCCGGCUGGCCUCAGUUCCGCAGCGGGUUUAGUUGCGUCGUGAGCGCCGCCCGCGGUGGCGUGAGGGAAUCGUACAAAGGCAUCGGCCCCGCCUUAGCUUUAGUGCCGCAUGCAGCAAUUCAAAUUGCAGUGUAUGAGCGGCUCAAGCGGAAUCAUAACAACUCGCAAAAAUCUUCUUUCUCCGCGGGGUUGCCUGCUAUUUGGGGCGCAAUUUCCAAGUUCGCUGCGCUCAGCCUCACGUAUCCCCUCCAGGCAAGUGCAAAUCCGAGCAGUUGCACGGUUAUGCGCUUCUUUGUUCUAAGGAGUCGCCAACAGGUUCACAAUACUCCUUACGUCAAUUUAAACUUCUUACAGAUUGGCAUCCGGAUGGUGCGGGAAGAAGGGGUUUUGUCUCUCUUUGGAGGUUACUGGGUGCACACGCAGCGCGCGUGUUUGCAGAGCGCCCUCAUGUUUUUUUUAUAUGAGGGUAUUUUGGUUCGAAUUAAAUGA